AUCAAGAAAUAUCAGAUUCACAACAAACUACCUUAUCAAUAAUUGAAUCGACAUACCAGAUUGCUAACAUGAGCAAUUUAAAUUUGGAUCAUGAGAAGCUGAGUGAUGAAGUAGGAAAAACCUUAGCUGAAACUCUACGUAUAAAUCCCACCUUAAAAUAUUUAGAUUUAAGUUCGAAAAAUCUAUUUAAUGGUGCAGGUCAAGCAAUAGCUAAGGCAUUAUGCAAUAAUAGCACACUUACUGGUUUGAAUUUGGAAAACAAUUAUCUUGGCGAUGAAGCAGUAAAAGCAUUAGCAAUGACUCUAUAUAGGAACACUACACUUAUUCGUUUAAAUUUAAGCAGUAAUCGAUUUAGUAAUAAAACUGUAAAAACACUGGCUGGAGCAUUAUGCAAGAAUAUCUCCUUAUCUUAUUUAAAAUUGCAUAAUAAUAAACUAGGUGAAUUAGGUGGAAAAGAAUUGGCUAAUGUUUUAUGCAGAAAUAAAACUUUAACUUAUUUAUAUUUAAAUCGGAAUAAUCUUGGUGAAUCAGCAGGAAGAGCACUGGCUGAAGCAUUAUACAAAAAUACCACCUUAACUAAUUUAGAUUUAAGUGAUAAUAAGCUAGGUGAAUCGGUAGGCAUAGCAUUGGCUAAAGCUUUAUGUAAAAAUACGACCUUAACUAAUUUAGAUUUAGGUGAUAAUAAACUCGGUGAAUUAGGAGGGAAGGCAUUGGCUGAUGCUUUAUGCAAAAAUACCACCUUAACUAGUUUAAAUUUAGGUGAUAAUAGACUCUGUGACUCAGGAGGGAAGGCAUUGGCUGAUGCUUUAUACAAAAAUUCCUCAUUAACCGAUUUAAAUUUAUGCCAUAAUAAUCUGGGUAAAUUUACGGGCAAAGCACUAGCUGAAGCUUUAUGCAAAAAUAUCACUUUAACUAAUUUAAACUUAAGUGAUAAUAUUCUAUGUGAAUCAGGUGGUGAUGCACUGGCUAAAGCUUUACGUCAAAAUAACACCCUAACUAAUUUAAAUUUGAGUGAUAAUAAUCUAAGUGAAUUGGGAGUAAAAGCGCUGGCUGAUGCUUUAUCCAAAAAUACAAUCUUAACUAAUUUAAAUUUAAGUAAAAAUAGUUUAUAUGGAUCAGGAGGAAAAGCACUUGCUGAUACUUUGUGCAAAAACAUCGCCUUAACUAAUUUAGAUUUAAGUUGGAAUAAUCUUGGUGAAUCAGGGGGAAAGGCAGUAGCCAAUUCUUUAUCCAAAAAUACUGUCUUAAUUAACUUAAAUUUAAGUCAUAAUAGACUAUGUGAAUCAGGAGGAAAGGCAUUAGCUGAAGCUUUGUGCAAAAAUGUAACUUUAACCAAUUUAAAUUUAAGCGAUAAUAGACUAGGUAAAUUAGGAGGAAUAGCAUUAACUGAAGCUUUGUACAAAAAUACUUCUUUAAAAAAUUUAAAUUUAAGUGGAAAUUUUCUAGAAAAAUUAGCAGGAAAAGCAUUGGAUAAUGCAAGAAUAGUUAAAUAUUAG
This is a messenger RNA of Cetraspora pellucida, 1496 nucleotides long. The record is from the annotation of a GenBank genome assembly. Lineage: Eukaryota; Fungi; Glomeromycota; Glomeromycetes; Diversisporales; Gigasporaceae.